Molecule: messenger RNA, 1475 nt
Organism: Arabidopsis lyrata subsp. lyrata
Lineage: Eukaryota; Viridiplantae; Streptophyta; Magnoliopsida; Brassicales; Brassicaceae
Product: V-type proton ATPase subunit d1
Exons: 10
Coding region: 149-1204 (351 amino acids)
Biological process (GO): proton transmembrane transport; vacuolar acidification; vacuolar transport
Cellular component (GO): vacuolar proton-transporting V-type ATPase complex; proton-transporting V-type ATPase, V0 domain
Molecular function (GO): proton-transporting ATPase activity, rotational mechanism
Source: RefSeq, a predicted model, not a curated record
GAGUUUGCAAAGAGAAAACAAAUCCAAUCAAUUCGAAGCUAUCUUCUUCCUCGCGUCGAUCUCUGUAUCGAUUUCUUCUUCUUCUUCUUCUUCAGAUCUCUCACGACAAUCUUUGAGAUCUGAAUUAUCCUACGAUCAGGAGGAAAAUAUGUACGGAUUCGAGGCGCUUACCUUCAACAUCCAUGGCGGAUACUUGGAGGCGAUCGUCAGAGGUCACCGUGCUGGUCUUCUCACCACCGCCGAUUACAAUAAUCUAUGUCAGUGUGAGAACCUAGACGAUAUCAAGAUGCAUCUCUCUGCCACCAAAUACGGCUCUUACCUCCAAAACGAACCGUCACCUCUGCAUACCACCACCAUUGUGGAGAAGUGUACUCUCAAGCUUGUUGAUGACUACAAGCAUAUGCUUUGCCAAGCUACUGAGCCAAUGUCUACCUUUUUAGAGUACAUCAGAUAUGGCCAUAUGAUCGACAAUGUCGUGCUCAUUGUUACUGGAACCCUGCACGAGAGAGAUGUUCAAGAGUUGAUCGAGAAAUGUCACCCUUUAGGCAUGUUUGACAGUAUUGCUACACUAGCAGUUGCGCAGAACAUGCGGGAACUCUAUAGGUUGGUGCUUGUGGACACUCCUCUGGCUCCAUACUUUUCUGAAUGCUUAACAUCAGAGGAUCUCGAUGACAUGAACAUAGAGAUUAUGAGGAACACCCUCUACAAAGCAUACCUUGAGGAUUUUUACAAGUUCUGUCAGAAACUUGGUGGCGCAACAGCAGAGAUUAUGUCUGACCUUUUAGCCUUUGAGGCCGAUAGAAGAGCAGUGAAUAUCACUAUCAACAGCAUUGGCACUGAGCUCACAAGAGAAGACAGGAAGAAAUUGUACUCUAACUUUGGUCUGCUCUAUCCAUAUGGUCACGAAGAGCUUGCUAUCUGCGAGGAUAUAGAUCAGGUUCGUGGUGUUAUGGAGAAAUACCCUCCGUAUCAAGCUAUAUUCUCCAAGAUGUCUUAUGGAGAGAGCCAGAUGCUUGACAAGGCAUUUUAUGAAGAAGAAGUCCGAAGGCUUUGUUUAGCCUUUGAGCAGCAGUUCCAUUACGCUGUAUUCUUUGCGUAUAUGAGGUUGAGAGAGCAGGAAAUCAGGAACCUGAUGUGGAUAUCUGAAUGUGUUGCACAGAACCAGAAGUCCAGGAUCCACGACAGUGUCGUCUACAUGUUCUGAGUCUGGUAAGAAGUCAAAAACACAUAAACAAAUGUGAAAUCUGAGUCUGGUUGUUUGGUUUCUUAAUCACUCAUGUACAAUCGUUGGUUUUACAUUCCCUGUUUCUGUCGCUCUGCAUUUUACCAGUGCGUGUAUUGAGUAUUCCCCAAUAAGAAUCUCUCCAUUUGUUUGUUUGUUGUUGGCCAUAUUCUUGCUUGGUACUCUUUUGUAUGCCAAUACUCUCUUGUAAUAUCAAACUAUUUAUGAGGCAUACGAAUUACUUUCGCGGUCA